CCCCCGUCCCAGCGUCACGACACAGCGGUGUAGGAUGUAGCUCAGGACGUGGCUAACCAGCUACUAGUUACAGUAGGACGUCAGGAAAAUCAAAAACAUCGGGAUUAGGAUCUGUUUCACUACAUGUUCAAGGGCGGGGGUGUCUCUUUUCCCGGACAGAUGUUCUCUGCCUGAUGUCGCCGUUUUGCCUCCAGAGCUGAAUGGAAGCAUUUCCGGCCUUUUGAGGCUGUGUGUCCCAGGUAUGUACCAUGGGGUACGACAUUACGAGGUUCCAAGGGGAGGUGGAUGAAGACCUGCUGUGCCCCAUCUGUAGUGGAGUGCUGGAAGAACCAGUGCAGGCUCCUCACUGCGAGCAUGCCUUCUGUAACGCCUGUAUAACUCAGUGGUUCGCGCAGCAGCAGAUAUGUCCCGUGGACCGGACCGUGGUGACGCUGGCUCACCUCCGGCCCGUGCCGCGCAUCAUGCGUAACAUGCUCUCCAAGCUGCAGAUCAGCUGCGACAACGCCGGCUUCGGCUGCAGCGCCACGCUGCGCCUGGACCAGCUGCAGUCACACCUCAAAGACUGCGAACACAACCCCAAAAGACCCGUCAGCUGCGAGGAGGGCUGCGGGCUUGAGAUGCCCAAAGACGAGGUUCCUAACCACAACUGCAUCAAACACUUACGGACGGUGGUCGGUCAGCAGCAGACCAAGAUCUCCGAUCUGGAGAAAACCGUGGCGGAGCACAAGCACCAGCUGGGGGAGCAGAAGCGGGACAUCCAGCUGCUGAAGGCGUACAUGAGAGCGAUCCGCAGUGCCAACCCCAACCUGCAGAACCUGGAGGAGAGCAUCGAGUACAACGAGAUCCUCGAGUGGGUGAACUCCAUGCAGCCGGCUAGGGUGACCCGUUGGGGGGGGAUGAUCUCCACACCGGACGCCGUGCUGCAGGCCGUCAUCAAGCGCUCGCUGAUCGACAGCGGCUGCCCGCUCUCCAUCGUCAACGACCUGAUCGAGAACGCCCACGAGAGGAACUGGCCUCAGGGCCUCGCCACGCUGGAGACGCGGCAGAUGAACCGCCGAUACUACGAGAACUACGUCGCCAAGCGGAUCCCCGGGAAGCAGGCGGUGGUGGUGAUGGCGUGCGAGAACCAGCACAUGGGCGAGGACAUGAUUCUCGAGCCUGGACUCGUCAUGAUCUUCGCUCACGGCGUCGAGGAGAUCUUAUAACUCGCAGCGAGCGGGGUGACUUCCUGAUCUGACUCUGGCUUAUUGACCCUCCUGUCGUGUUCGAUGCCCCCCCCACUAUCUUUGGUGUUGCCGGGCAGACUUCACGUUGUGUCCUUACACUAACACAGUUCAACACAGCGUAGACUCACCCUGCUAGGGAGGAGACCCCACGGCCUCGAAGAGAUCAAAUGUAGAACACUAUAUUUAUGACGGAAGAAGAUCUGACCCGAACGCGACGGGGGGGUUAACAAAGAGACUCUGCUCGGCUUCAUGCCUUUGCCUUAAAGAAGGACACGUGAUGAACCCGGCUGAAAGAAAGACUGAUACCUGCCGACAGGUGAUGUUUACAGGUUUAUAUUUUGAUCUGAUUGUCCUCAUGAUAUAGUAAUAAGCUUGAAACCCCUGUUUAAUGCGCUCAGUUGUAUAAAUGCUUGUAAAUACAAAUACUAUAUUGAAUUCUAAAUGUCUCUUCCUCCUCUUGAGUUCCUGUGAGUCAGCGUGUUUCUGGACGAUGACUCGGAGGUUUUCUCGCGCUCGCUUCAGUUUCCUGUGAACAACAGGACGUUGUGCUUCUGAGUUCCGAUUGUCUGAACCUCCUGUGCCAUUUGUUUUAUUUAUUGUGUUGCCUUUUACACACACAUGCUUGAAGAUGUGAUGUCUGGAAAUCUGCCUUUCGGUGCAUUUGAAGUUCAUGCAGGAAGAAGAAGAAGAAGAAACGAUGAUCUGUGUUUUUCUGUCGCCUCAGAUUGUAAAUAUGGUCUGUUCGUUGGGUCCAGUGGAUGUUAAAUUUGAAGUUUAACAUUUGAGUUUUAUUUGACAAAUCGUAAUCAUGAUUCACUUUAUAAACUCUGCACAUCUGUUCUCAUCACUACAAACAUCAGAGGCUGUAAAGUAUUUGUAAAAUCACUCUAAUGGCUCCUUAUUGCUGUCAGACUCGGUUUAAAAAGCCCUCGGAGGAAACAGGAAGUUUGUUUUGUGCCCUUUUUAUUUUUAAUAUUCCCCUCUUAAUGUUUCUGUUUGUUUUGUGUCUGUUAUGUACCGUGUUGUACAGACAAAGUAAUAAAACAUGUCAAACUUCA
Molecule: messenger RNA, 2284 nt
Organism: Eleginops maclovinus (Patagonian blennie)
Lineage: Eukaryota; Metazoa; Chordata; Actinopteri; Perciformes; Eleginopidae
Gene: rnf41
Product: ring finger protein 41
Exons: 7
Coding region: 249-1205 (318 amino acids)
Biological process (GO): protein ubiquitination
Molecular function (GO): ubiquitin protein ligase activity; zinc ion binding
Source: RefSeq, a predicted model, not a curated record